This is a messenger RNA of Mycena indigotica, 900 nucleotides long. RefSeq lists its product as uncharacterized. The record is from RefSeq and is a predicted model, not a curated record. Lineage: Eukaryota; Fungi; Basidiomycota; Agaricomycetes; Agaricales; Mycenaceae. Bases 1 to 900 code for a protein of 299 amino acids. The transcript is spliced from 3 exons.
AUGCUGAAAAUCCUCCACGCAAUCAUUAGCUCCCUUUUCAUCGUCAUCGGGCUCGCCACUCCCCCUCCUGGUCAUGCUCCACCUCUGCUAGGUCUCGUUCUUACUCCCGGGGGCCAACAAGACAGCGCAAACGUCCACAUCGUCCCAGAUCGCGCUCGAAUCACCCGCGUAGUCAGCGAAAUCCACGUCUUCCACGAGAACGGCACGCUGUUCAAAACCGUGCCAGUGACAAACGCAGGCCCUCCCAGCAAUGUCACACGCAGAGUCGCGCCAGCGGCCUCUGGCUGGAUCACCUAUGCCUAUUGGUACAAAACGACUGGCGAUCCCAUCGCAUGGUUUGAGACGGACUUCGUUGUCCCGCCAGCCCCAGCAUCAUGCACCGGCCAAACUGUCUUCUUAUUCCCUGGGAUCGAGCCCGCUAGUGGAACUUCAAUCGUGCAGCCGGUACUUCAGUAUGGUCCGUCUUCAAUUGGAGGCGGGAAUUUCUGGGUCAUUGCGUGCUGGUAUGUGGUCGGGACACAAUACUUCGCCACGAAGUUGUCCCAAGUCCCCGUCGGACUGGCCUUGCGUGGGCUGAUCGACCUCGAGUACGUCGCCACGCCCACGGACUGGAGCUACUGGGUCGGAAUGUAUGUGGCUGGAGGAGAUAUAGGCAUGAGAAUCGACAGCCCAGAAGAGCUCGUCUGGGCGACGCUCACGCUCGAGGCAUACAAUAUUGUUGGGCCACAAAGCUAUCCGGCAGGGCCGACCACGUUUAGCGAUGUCCUGAUUCGCGUUGGUGACUGGGAGUGGGACGAUCCCGGUAGUUCGUGGUCAGUGGUGAACGAUGCGACGGAGGGAAUAACAACAAAUGUUGUCGUGAAUUCGAUGUCAGAUGGUGUUGUAGUUAUCGAUUACUGA